AUGUCACUUGUGGAGGUUUUGCCGAACUACUUCACUCUUUCGAAGGACUCACCCCUUCGGAAGAAGUUCGAAAAGGUGUACAAAUGGUAUUCACCAGCCUUUUCGCCUCACGAUGUUCCGCGCUUUGCUGAGGUGGGGAAUAUCACCGAAAAUCCUGAAGUGAUGCGCGGCAUUCGAGACUUCUUCGUUGACCGCUAUAAAAAUCUUCAGCAGCCCAUCACCCACAUUUUGGGGUUUGACUCUCGUGGUUUUCUGCUUGGACCAAUGAUUGCAGUGGAGCUGAACGUGCCUUUUGUACUGAUAAGGAAGGCGAACAAAAUCGCUGGUGUUAUCAUUAAGAGUGAACCUUACACGAAGGAAUACGCCGCAGAAUCAGAGGAGUGCAUGACCGUUCGCUUCGGGAGCUUUGACAAGAAUUCUCGCGUUGUUCUCAUCGAUGAUGUGAUUGCCACUGGUGGUACCAUGCUUGCGGGAGUGCAACUUGUUGAUGCAUGUGGUGCCACUCUUGUGGAAGUGGCGGGUAUUCUCGGCCUCACUUUCCUCAAAGGAACGCAACCCGCCCAUACAUUUGCGGGAGGUCGGUACAGUAAUGUUCCAUUUGUCACUCUUGUGGAUGAAACUGUCCUUUCUGAUGAAAACUGUGGCGAUCCUCUUCAUCACAAGGGAUCCCGCAUAAUAAGCUGCGCCGAGGCAAAAAAAUUGAUUUAA
Molecule: messenger RNA, 708 nt
Organism: Trypanosoma brucei brucei TREU927
Lineage: Eukaryota; Euglenozoa; Kinetoplastea; Trypanosomatida; Trypanosomatidae
Product: adenine phosphoribosyltransferase, putative
Exons: 1
Coding region: 1-708 (235 amino acids)
Molecular function (GO): adenine phosphoribosyltransferase activity
Source: RefSeq, a predicted model, not a curated record